AUGCCAAUCACCGAGGAGGUACUCGAGGGUACAACUAUUGGUCGCGCGAUCAACAACGCGUCCGAGCAGAGGCUACGCGCAGUUCUCAAAUCCAUCUGCGCGAAAAAUGAUGAGGCUCGCAAAGAAGCCGAGAGCCAAAUGCUGGUAGUGGCUACCGAGACCGAAGAGAGCUCUGACAGCAAUAAGAGAGCAGUACCGCGCUACGCGUUUUGCGCCAAUUGCAAGAAGGAAUUUGAUGUUACCACCAAUACGGAGGAAAACUGUCGAUAUCACCCCAAGGACAACGAGCCCACUGGCGAAGAUCUUUACGUGGACAAUUAUGAUGAGUUUGAGGUGGACACCGAGGAAAUGCGCGAGGAUUUCCCACACUGCUUCACCUUCCCGUGCUGUGAUGAAAAUCUCGAAGAUAACCCCCAUGGGUGUGUGACCGACUUCCAUCGAGAACAGUAUCCCCAGGACAAGCCAUCGAAAAGGUCGAAAGCGAUUUGA
Penicillium expansum is the source of this 489-nucleotide messenger RNA. RefSeq lists its product as uncharacterized. The transcript is spliced from 2 exons. Bases 1 to 489 code for a protein of 162 amino acids. The record is from RefSeq and is a predicted model, not a curated record. Lineage: Eukaryota; Fungi; Ascomycota; Eurotiomycetes; Eurotiales; Aspergillaceae.